Molecule: messenger RNA, 3234 nt
Organism: Arvicanthis niloticus (Nile rat)
Lineage: Eukaryota; Metazoa; Chordata; Mammalia; Rodentia; Muridae
Gene: Rab6a
Product: RAB6A, member RAS oncogene family
Molecular function (GO): GTPase activity; GTP binding
Source: RefSeq, a predicted model, not a curated record
CUCCCGGCUUGUCCAGAAGGCAGUCGAAUCCUGGUCAGCCCCUUUCUCCGCGGCACGGGAGGAGCCGGGAAUGCUGGCGAAACCAGGAAGGCACUGGCGGUGACGCGCACGCGCACGCACUCACGCACCACGUCCGAGGCCGGCGGGGCGACAGGCUCGCGCCCGGACUCGCCCCGCAUCCGCGCCAGAGGCUCGCGCACUCAGCGGGUUGGGCUGCGGUGGCGGCGGCUGCUGUGGGAGCCCUAGUGCUGCGCGUGCUAGGUCCCAGACGCGUCUGCGGCGCUCGCCCCGCCACCCUCCUCUCUCACCUCAGUCUCCGCGCUGCGUUCUGAGGGAAGGAACGGCGCUAGGCUAGCGAAGCCCGAGCGCACCGCUGGCUGCCUCCGACACCGCCCUGCGUCCUUUCGCGGCCGCGGGCCUGGCUCGGUGCUAGGCGACUCUGCGGGGAGGCGGCGGCGACGGCUGCCGGUCGGUGGAGUCACUCUCCCUUCAGCCUCGCCCCUCUGCCCGGCCCUGCAGGGGCCGAGAGGACUCGGAGGCUGCCCCUUCCGCUCGGCCCUCCUGGUCAGCCGGUUGGAGCUGCAGCGGUCUGGAAGAGGUCUCUGGGCUGAGGCGGCGGCGGCGGCUCCUCCGGCUCCAUCAUGUCCGCGGGCGGAGACUUCGGGAAUCCGCUGAGGAAAUUCAAGCUGGUGUUCCUGGGAGAGCAGAGCGUUGGAAAGACAUCCUUGAUCACCAGAUUCAUGUAUGACAGUUUUGACAACACCUAUCAGGCAACAAUUGGCAUUGACUUCUUAUCAAAAACAAUGUACUUGGAGGAUCGAACCGUGCGAUUGCAAUUAUGGGACACAGCAGGUCAAGAGCGGUUCAGGAGCUUGAUUCCUAGCUACAUUCGUGACUCCACUGUGGCAGUUGUUGUUUAUGAUAUCACAAAUGUUAACUCAUUCCAGCAAACUACAAAAUGGAUUGAUGAUGUCAGAACAGAAAGAGGAAGUGAUGUCAUCAUCAUGUUAGUAGGAAAUAAAACAGAUCUUGCUGAUAAGAGGCAAGUGUCAAUUGAGGAGGGAGAGAGGAAAGCCAAAGAGCUGAAUGUUAUGUUUAUUGAAACCAGUGCAAAAGCCGGAUACAAUGUAAAGCAGCUUUUCCGGCGUGUUGCUGCAGCUUUACCUGGAAUGGAAAGCACACAGGACAGAAGCAGAGAAGACAUGAUUGACAUAAAACUGGAAAAGCCUCCGGAGCAACCAGUCAGUGAAGGCGGUUGUUCCUGCUAAUCCCCCUGGCAUCUUUCAACCCUUCUACAGAAGCUCACUGCUUUGGCCCCAUACUCUUUCAUUGACUGCAGUGUGAAUAUUGGCUUGAACCUUUUCCCUUCAGUAAUAACGUAUUGCAAUUCAUCAUUGCUGCCUGUUUCGUGGAGAUGAUCUAUUAGCUUCACAAGCACAAAAAAGUCAGUGUCUUCAUUAUUUAUAUUUUUUAAAAGCCAAACAGUUCCAGCAUACUCGUGAUAACUUUGAAGAUUAGAUACAUUUUCUUAACAUUUUUUCCCUUUUUAAUGUUAUGAUAAUGUACUUUAAAAUGAUGAAAAUCUCAGCAGUAUGUGUGUGGCUUGUUAAAGAGCAGUGUGUUCACAGCAGCAUUUGCCUACCUUCUUGCUGGCUCCCAGCUUUUCAUGCCUCUUCCUUCUCUCCUUCCCUGUUCUUACCUUCCCCAAACAAACAAGAGAUGGCAAACAGCAGUAUAACCAAGCCCUUUGGAAUUAUCCAUAGUUUUACAGAUAGCUUUUAGCUCCAGGCCAUGAGCCAUAAUGUCCAAAAUUAUUCUUGAGCACUGAUAUAAAUUACUUAGACCUUCUUUGAGGUCAGAACUCAGCUGUUGCUAUCAGGAUGGGCAGUGCUUGAAUAAGGAGAGGGUUCUGAUAUGUCUUCAAAAUGAGUCCACGAAUAUACCGAGUGCUUACCAGUAAAGGAACAUAAAAUAUAUUUCUGAUCAGAACAGGUGUCCCUUUUACAUGAGCUUUACUAGACUCUGGGAGAGAAAAGUAGCCAAGUACUUCUGAACCGUUUUUUUAAUACUUGUUUCGUCAUGGUGAAAUUAUAAAAGUUAUAGCAGUUCUCCCAAACUUUUUACAUUGUCAAAAUGCUGUCUUUUUUUUUUUUUUUUUAAAUCAAAACCUUUUAAAGCAAUAGAUUUCACUCGGGUUUCUUUUCCAGAAAAAUGCUAUGUAGACAAGGCAUUGUAAAAAUCAAUUUCCUAUAAGAACCAGCAGAAUAUAAAUUUGACACGAAGGAAACUGCUGUAUCUAGUAGAAAUAAUAUCUCAAGUUUACCAACUAAAGUACCCUCACAGAACAGCAAAUACCUUCUGCUCUGGACAUUGGUUCAAAUUUGAAUAUGGAAAUAAUUUCCUUGGAAGUCCCUAGAGGAAGGUCCGAGAAAGCAUGCAUUAAGAGGGAAAGGAAAGAAUCGAAAUAAAAGUCACUAUAAUGCAGAUUUAUGCCUUAUUUUUUAGCAUUUUUUUAAAUGUUGGGUCUUUCAAGCUGUUUUUUGCUUUUUAUUAGAUCUAUAUAAAUAAGUUAACUAGCAAUUUAGUUUUGUAUUUAAGCUACACUCAAUCCUUUUUUCUUUGGUGAUAUUUAUUUCUUUGCCUUUUUUUUAAACUUCAAAUUUUUAGGUGUUUUGUUAAAUAUUUAGAGCUUCAUCACCAUGGCAAUAUGUAUUUCCCUUGAAACAUUGCAAACAAAUAUAUUAGGAGUGCACCCUUUUAAUCUUUACUAGUUAUUGUGAGAUUGCUGUGUAAGUUAAUAAACACAUUUGUAAAUACAUUAUUUGCAGGGAAAAAAUUCUGAGUUCUAGCUCAGAAGAAGCCUGCGGAGUUUAUGUUGUAAGCAUUACUUAACACAGUAUAAAGAUGAAAAGGUAACAAAAAUAACUUCAUACUUCCUCACCUCCUCAUUGCAACAAAAAUCCCUAACUGGAAAACCCACCUCCCCUGUCCCUGUCCUCCUCCACUUCACGUACUGUCACCUUGUAAACACUUGGCGAGCACUUGGAUUAUGGAUCUGAAUAGAGAAAUACUUUCAGAUAAUCAUUAGCCCACGUACCCUGUAACUUAUAGUCAAACAUGGGAUGGAGUUGUAAAGUGCUUUUAUAAUACAUAUUAUUGUUAAAAGCAAGGAUUGACUCUUUUGUUUUAUUUUGACAUGGCAUGUCCUGAAAUAAAUAUCAAUUCAAUAUGGCA